This is a messenger RNA of Zea mays, 1521 nucleotides long. Its product is annotated as putative disease resistance protein At3g14460. Gene Ontology annotation, molecular function: ADP binding. Gene Ontology annotation, biological process: defense response to other organism. The record is from RefSeq and is a predicted model, not a curated record. The coding region runs from base 1 to 1521 and encodes 506 amino acids. The transcript has 2 exons. Lineage: Eukaryota; Viridiplantae; Streptophyta; Magnoliopsida; Poales; Poaceae.
AUGGUGCGUAUUGCGUUCUAUCUAAAUCUCGAUACUCUCCAGUGCAAAUUACGUGAUAUACUACAAGAGUCACAGAAAUUCCUGCUUGUCUUGGAUGAUGUUUGGUUUGAAAAAUCUCAUAAUGAGACAGAGUGGGAGUUAUUCCUUGCUCCAUUAGUCUCUAAACAGUCAGGGAGCAAAGUUUUGGUGACUUCUCAAAGUAAAACACUUCCUGCUGCUAUUUGUUGUGAACAAGAACAUGUCAUUCAUUUGGAAAACAUGGAUGAUACUGAGUUUUUGGCUCUUUUUAAACACCAUGCUUUCUCUGGAGCAGAAAUCAAAGACCAACUGUUAUGCACGAAGCUAGAAGACACUGUAGAGGAGAUUGCUAAAAGGCUUGGACAAUGUCCUUUGGCAACAAAAGUUAUGGGUUCUCGAUUGUGCAGGAAAAAGGAUAUUGCUGAAUGGAAAGCUGCUCUAAAGCUUGGAGAUUUAAGUGAUCCCUUCACAUCUCUGUUGUGGAGUUACGAGAAGUUAGAUCCACGUCUGCAGAGGUGCUUCUUGUAUUGCAGCUUGUUUCAAAAAGGUCAGGGAUAUAGACCUGAAGAGUUGGUUCACCUUUGGGUGGGAGAAGGAUUUGUUGGUUCAUGCAAUUUGAGUAGGAGAACGUUAGAAGAGGUUGGGAUGGAUUACUUCAAUGAUAUGGUCUCUGUAUCUUUCUUCCAAUUGGUUUCUCAGAUGCAUUGUGAUUCGUACUAUGUAAUGCAUGAUAUCCUUCAUGAUUUUGCAGAGCCACUCUCUAGAGAUGACUGCUUCAGAUUAGAAGAUGAUAAUGUGACAGAAAUACCAUGCACUGUUCGACAUCUAUUUGUUCAUGUUCAAAGUAUGCAAAAGCAUAAGCAAAUUAUCUGCAAGCUGUAUCAUUUACGCACUAUUAUCUGCAUCGAUCUGCUAAUGGAUGGCCCAAGUGAUAUUUUUGAUGGCAUGCUACGGAACCAAAGAAAACUGCAUGUAUUGUCUCUGUCAUUUUACAACAGCAGCAAGUUGCCAAAAUCUAUUGGUGAGCUGAAGCACCUCCGGUAUUUGAACCUCAUCAGGACGUUAGUUUCUGAAUUGCCUACAUCAUUAUGUACUCUCUACCACUUACAAUUACUUUGGUUAAACCACAUGGUGGAUAAUUUGCCUGACAAACUAUGCAAUUUAAGAAAGCUACGACAUCUAGGAGCGUACUAUGAGUCUGCUCAUGAUUUCAUCAAUAAAAAGCCUAUUUGCCAAAUUCUGAAUAUAGGUAAGUUAACGUCGCUACAACACAUUUAUGUCUUUUCUGUACAGAAGAAGCAAGGCUAUGAGUUGCGACAGCAUGACUUGAGGGAAAAUAUAAUAAUGAAGGCCGACGACCUGGCAUCUAAACUUGCAUUGAUGUGGGAGGUGGAUUCAGGAAAAGAAGUUAGGAUUGUACUGUGGAUAGACUAUUCAUCUCUAAAGCAGUUGAUGACAUUGAUGAUGGAUGAUGAUAUAUCAAGGCAUCUUCAAAUUAUUUAA